AUGCGAAUCCUCGUAGCAUCCUUCUUCCCUAGAGUGUUGGCCAAGACCCGUGCCUGCUCCGCGGCGUCGGUGGCACACAAGGCGGCGUCCUUCCUGAGGGACAUUGGACAAAUCGACCUCGCCUCCAUCGACGCCGGGAAACGGAGAUUACAACUAAACCUUUCGCUGCACUACAGCGACCCGGCGUCCAUGUCUGAAGACUUGGCUUUCCAGUGCGGCGCGGGCGCGGCGGUGGACGGGGCCAAGGAUGCUAUAGCUAAGAUCCACGCUAUCGACCCCAUUGACGUCAAGCAGUUGGCUGCUGAACUUCCGGCGACGAUAAAAACAACGUUAGCAAUGGCGGUAGUUGGGGAUGUGCCUGUGACCCCGUUUAGAGAAGAAAUAAUAGAAAAAUUGUGA
This is a messenger RNA of Plutella xylostella (diamondback moth), 399 nucleotides long. The record is from RefSeq and is a predicted model, not a curated record. NCBI's taxonomy places the organism in Eukaryota, Metazoa, Arthropoda, Insecta, Lepidoptera, Plutellidae.